CGCAUUCAAUCUCAAAGAGCAUCAAAACAACACAAAAUAACACAUUAUACUGCUAUUAAUAUAUUAUUACACUUCACUUUUCCUUUACUUUUGAAAAUGACUCUGGAGCAAAAGAAUAAGAAAAUUGUUACCGAAUAUUUUGACCGCUACUGGGUCAAAGGCGAUGUUUCGGUAGUGGAUGAGCUUUGUUCCGAUGAUUUCAUCAUGUCUUAUCCUAACCAUGGGCCACGACAUGGGAAGGAAGGGGCGAAGAAAAUGCUCUCAGAGUUUAUGCAGGCAUUUCCAGACUUGACAUUUAGGCAGUAUCAAACGCCGUUAAUUGCCGAGGGAGAUUAUGUAGCUGCCCAGUGGGUUGGGGGAGGAACUCACACCGGAAUUGCCUUUGAUGAUAUGGCUGUUGGAAAGCUUGCUUCACCAAAUUCCGGAAAGAAAAUCUACUUUUCCGGCAUGACAAUUUUUACAUUGAAAAAUGGUAAAAUUGUAAAGGAAAUCGCUGAAGAAGGAGGGUUGACAGUGCUUCAACAGCUUGGCCUUGUUCCCCAGCCGAAUCCUGGUAAAGAGAUCAAAUGGGAUGCAGAGGGCAAUCAAAUCUACUAGCCAACUUCUCUUUAGGUAUAUUCUGAAAAAGGGAAUAGAAUCGUGGUAGAGUAGCUUCCAG
Molecule: messenger RNA, 658 nt
Organism: Trichoderma asperellum CBS 433.97
Lineage: Eukaryota; Fungi; Ascomycota; Sordariomycetes; Hypocreales; Hypocreaceae
Source: RefSeq, a predicted model, not a curated record